This is a messenger RNA of Aspergillus heteromorphus CBS 117.55, 1575 nucleotides long. Its product is annotated as MFS transporter. The record is from RefSeq and is a predicted model, not a curated record. The transcript is spliced from 4 exons. Gene Ontology annotation, molecular function: transmembrane transporter activity. Lineage: Eukaryota; Fungi; Ascomycota; Eurotiomycetes; Eurotiales; Aspergillaceae. Gene Ontology annotation, biological process: transmembrane transport. The coding region runs from base 1 to 1575 and encodes 524 amino acids.
AUGUCAGAGACAAACUAUUCCACGGACGGCAACCAGCUUGAAGCAGUGGUACAUGCCCCCCUUCACUCUGCAGCACGUUCUAACAACCAUGCCCAGAUCGAUGUUUCUGAAAAAGAUACCUUUCCACCUACGUCCAUUGGAGCAGGAAAAUUAUUACCUCCAUCCCUCCCGGACUCGGACACUUAUGUUGUCACUUUCGAAGGCCCCAACGACCCACAGCAUCCCUACAAUUGGAACCUCUGUACCAAACUAUCCAUGUCCAUUUUCGGCUGCUUCGGUACAUUCACCGCUUCAUUCAACAGCGGCAUAUUUGCUCCCGGAAGCAGCAGCGCAGCCAAAACAUUCGGCGUUAGUGACGAAGUCGGGAUACUCGGAACAACAUUGUAUGUUUUGGGGUUUGCAUUCGGCCCAUUGAUCUGGGCUCCUACAUCCGAGCUGAUCGGGCGACGAUGGCCAUUAACCGUUGGUGUUUUUGGCGGCGCGAUCUUCACCAUUGCAUCGGCUGUCGGGAAAGAUAUCCAGACCGUCAUGAUCUGUCGCUUCUUCGCGGGCGUGUUCGGCGCUAGUCAGCUGUCUGUGGUCCCAGCACUGCUCUCGGAUAUGUAUGACAACACACAGCGAGGUAUAUCCAUCGCAGUCUACUCGCUUGCUGUCUUCUGUGGCCCAUUCAUGGCUCCUUUUUGCGGCGGGUUUAUCGCGUCCAGCUCGCUUGGUUGGCGGUGGACACUCUAUAUCCCUGCUUUCAUGGGAUUGGCAUGCAGUAUUAUCUUUCUGUUGUUCCUUAAAGAGACGUAUGCUCCGUGUUUGCUGACUGCCAGGGCGGCUGCUCUUCGACGGCAGACUUCUAACUGGGCUAUUCAUGCCAAGCAGGAAGAGGUUGAGGUUGAUCUGAAGGAGCUGGCCCAGAAAUACAUUACUCGCCCACUGAGGAUGCUGUUGACAGAGCCGAUUAUCCUUGUUAUCUCUCUCUAUAUGUCUUUCAUUUAUGGCCUCGUCUACGCACUCCUGGAGGCCUACCCCUAUGUCUUUGAAUCGGUCCACGGCAUGAACCCAGGAGAAAGCGGACUCACUUUCAUCGGCCUCAUCAUCGGCCAAAUACUUGCCUGUGGAUUUAUUGUAUCCCAAAACGGCGUGUAUGUGCGAAAAUUGACAGCGAACAAGAAAAUCCUCAUCCCCGAAUGGCGUCUCUCGCCAGCAAUCAUCGGCGCUCCUGUGUUCACUGCGGGGAUAUUCUGGUUCAGCUGGACUGUAUUCACAUCCUCGAUUCACUGGAUGGUACCCACUUCAGCGGGUGUUCUAAUCGGGUUCGGGAUCUUGUGUAUCUUCCUCCCCUGCUUCAACUACCUCGUCGAUGCCUAUCUCCCUCUUGCGGCCUCCACUGUGGCCGCGAACAUUAUGCUCCGAUCUACCGUCGCGGCCGCAUUCCCCCUUUUCUCCACGCAGAUGUUCAAGAACCUUGGCAUACAGUGGGCGGGGACGCUGAUUGGAUGUUUGGCUGCGAUUAUGAUUCCGAUUCCGCUGCUGUUCAGGGCGUAUGGGCCUAAGUUGAGAGGGAGGAGUAGACUCGGUCUGUAA